Guillardia theta CCMP2712 is the source of this 1359-nucleotide messenger RNA. RefSeq lists its product as hypothetical. Lineage: Eukaryota; Cryptophyceae; Pyrenomonadales; Geminigeraceae. The record is from RefSeq and is a predicted model, not a curated record. Bases 1 to 1359 code for a protein of 452 amino acids. The transcript has a single exon.
AUGAAGAUUUUGAAGAAGCUCCAUGCUGGCUCUUACACGAUUCCGACGCACUUUGGAGCUGUGAAAGUGCAACAGCUCUCGAAGGUACAGGGAGCCAUCGGAGGUUCUUUGGUGAUUCAGGGAAGGAGGUACGACCGAACGACCCUGCUGACAGCCAUCGACACGUUCUACUCCAGUGAGCAGAACCAGCUCCUGGUAGCUCAAGCCAUGGAAGAGGAGGCUCUUGAGAAGGACAACGGCGGACAGGGGGAGGGCACGGAAGUCAUGGCUGCAGAUGCCCUCAAGAGGCUGGAGGCUGGCGACUUGACGUUCGAAGACAACUGGGCGAACGCGGGGGAGAAGUAUGUGUCAGAUGCUGUUGCUGCAGCCAGCAAGGUUGCAACAUACAAGUACAUGAUCGAGCGAGACCUCGGAUACGCUCAGAACGAGCUCACCGCAGCGACUCAGGCGGCCGAUGCUGCUAACACUCUGCUGCAGCAGUAUCAGUCCACCUAUGACGCCAUGGUGCAGGCAACUGCGGCUGCUCAGUCUGCUCUUGACUCCGCCAACAGCAAAGUGACAGCUGCUCAAGCAGACCUGACUGCUGCUCAAGCAGCACAGACCGCAGACCAAACGCUACAGACUGACUGCCCCGACUUGGCUUCCGCUCUGGCAACCCUUCAGAGUGCGCAGCAAGCGUACCAAGAUGCGCUGUCGGCUGUGACGGAUGCCACGGGAUCGAGCUGCUCCCCGUCAGGGUUGUCCAACUGCAACACUGUUGCAGAUGUCGCCGCUGUGAGCAGCGCAGCAGAGCAGGUCAGCUACGCCGAGGGCAACGUCACGGCGAUCGAGGGGAGCUGUGCUUACUAUAGCUCCUAUAACGCAGCGCAAUCCGCCUCCACGAUGUCCGUGUCUGCAGCUGAGGCAGCCUUGAGCUCGGCACAGGCGGAGCAGACGGCAGCAGACACAGCACUUCAGACAGCGCAAGCGAACGAGCAAGCAGCCUUGGCGGCAGUGAACGAUCAGCAGGCGACUUACAAUAAGCUGUUGGCGGUGGAGGCUGUGAAGCAAGACAUAGUCAGCAAGUUCCUCCUCGCGCACAAGGCGCUGGCUUGCAGCCCUACGGCCUCAAUUCCUGACUACACCGACACGAGUCUCUGCCAGUAUCCAAGCGACAACUCCAAGAUCACGUAUGCCCUCUCGCAGGCCAAGGCGGCUGCGGCUGAAGCUGAGAAGAGAGCGCUGUUAGACGGGCUGCUGCAGGACAAGGCGUUCUGGCAGCAGGCAAUCGAUGCGUUGGGCGGGAAGCAACCGGCUCUGGAUCAAGCAAUCUCGUGGUGGGAUGCAGCGAAGGCAGAGAAGCAGAAUGAAGGACGGUAG